AAAGAGUAGGUGACCUCUCCGUUAAAUUCAAUUACCUUGGAGGCGUCAAGAGCUAUCUGGAAUGGUUUUCGACGACCGAUUCUUACAUUGAUUUGCCACCUGGAAGCGUUGUGAAUGAUUGCCUAUACCACUGUCUCUAUGAAGAGCUGAAUUGUGAUGUUGCCGUUUUUGAGAAUGGUCGAUGCCAUUUCGGAGAAUGGAAUGCCACAGCGAAAAUUUCGGUGGCAAACCUUAAGAACACGACGGGUCCAUGGAAAGUGUACUUUAAUGCCAAAUAUGCGGAUCAUUACACCAAAAAGUACGCAUGGAUGCGUGCCCUCAACACGACUUUAGGGAAAGUAUCAAAUCAUACCUUCAUGAAGCUGACAACGAACUUGGAAAUUGUAUGCUUGAUGGGUUGCAAUUUUCACGCUCAGCAUUCCCUGCCAUGCACGUUCUACGUGUUUAUCAACGCAACCAAUGAAUGCUAUCUGGGUGAUAUUGGCACCUCAAGAUCGGUCCAAAUUGAUAAUAAGAAUAACUCGGUGUUGGUCACCUCAUUGAAAGAUCAAGAAACUGAGGUGGGAAAUCGUUUCUCACUAACGUUACCGGUCAAAGGCUAUCACAUCAAUAGGUUCUUGUACAAGCGUAUAAGUAGACGUGUUUGUGGAUUGAAUUGUUAUCUGGAUCCCAAUGGCCGGUGUUCGUUUUAUUUCAUUUCUUCGAGGGUUUGUUAUCUUGGAGAUGUGCUCAAUGCAGAAGCUACCAUUCCUCCACCCAAAAUUUCACCGUCGGCCAACAUUAUCAUAUUCAUUAAUGCUGAUUAUACCCGGACAACCAACGUUUCUGCCCGGUCCUACACCCAGGUGGUCAUGCCCUAUAAGACCGCCCACCACCGUCUCAUCCAUCAUUGGGGCGGAUUCCCAACCUUGGAGGAUUGCGCAACUGCCUGCCACGCGGGUUUCAAGCGGUCAAGCCGAGACGCACUGGAUAUGAAAUGCCAAUUCUUCUUCUACAAUGCCACGAGUUUGAAUUGUUAUGUGGGAAACUUGGAAUUUAAAAGUGAAGGCCCACCAUCAGACAAUGAUGGAAUUAUCACCCUUUUCAUCCAAACUGCUGUCUUGAAGGAAGUAAGCAACGGAGAGGAUUUCUCACAUGUGCCAUACAAUCAAUCAUGGAAUUCGUAUAUUUACCGAGAGGCAGUCGCUUCGGGGGCGUCCAGUCUUCAAUGUGGAGCCCUUUGUAUUUUUGAUACUGGCCCUUGUAACAUUGCCAUCACGAAUCGUGCAAAUGGUGCGUGUUAUUUAGGAGAUUGGUAUAUAAAUAGUACAGAGUUCGACCAAAUCACUUUUGAUGGCUUAGUGAGCCAUAGGAAACCUCAAUUAGGAGUGAUUUUAGGGGGACUGGACCAAUCGCAUAAACAAGUUGACACAAUUGACGUGAUUAAUGAAUUCAGAACAUCGUGUGAAAACCCGGCCAUUCCAACCCUACCAGUCCCUUUGUAUGGCCAUGCCGGUUUUUACUCGGAAUCUGACAAUGAGAUUGUAGUUUGUGGCGGGCACCAAAAUACAAGCAACCCAAAUUUUUGUUUCAAAUCAAAGCUAGACAGUGAUAUCCCAUCGUGGUCACUAAUUUCCUCCAGAAUGGAACACGUUUCAAGGUUCCAGUUAGUCCCGGCUGAAUCUGGUUUCUUUUCAAUCGGAGGUGCCAGGUCAACGGGGCCAAUUUCAAACAUUUAUAGAACUUCCCAAAUUGGCAAAAAAUGGGUCACAGACCGAAUCCUCCCUGAACCCACGCAAGGUCAUUGCAGCGUCGUGCAUGCUGGCCAGAUCUGGAUCAUCGGCGGUAAAUCGACUGAUGGAGCAAUGCUUAAGAGAACAACCAUUCACGACCCGCUUACCUACUCACUUCGAACCCCUGGAACUACGGGCAAUCUUAAUUUGGCUCGGUAUCUUCCUCUGUGUGGUCUGAUCAAGGACCCCGAGACCAACCACAAUUGGAUUCUUGUCAUAGGAGGGAUCGAUGAAGUUUCGAAUACACCGACAAGCUCCAUUGAAUAUUUUGACAUCCAAGAGGACCAUGAAUGGAGAAUCCUCACCACCCACGUUCCACUUUAUGAGAGCAAUGUCACUUUGCCAUUCCGAGGAGCUUCGAGCGGCGGAAUGAUCAAGUUCGGACCUUCUCGAUAUCUCCUUUUCCUUGGACAGACGUUUGAUCACGGAGUAUCGGCGAAUAACUUGGCCAUGUGGAAUCGAGACAUUGGUCAAUUCAAUCCGGUUGUCAGUACUUCAAUGCAAAGUGGCAGGAAUUUGGGGGCCGUGGUUCAGAUUCCUCUGCACACCCGAUGGACUUGUUUACCCAUGGGGAACGAAUGGGUCAAGAUGGUGGAGCAGAACACAGACCACUUUUUCCAACCCCUCCAACUCACGGGCUAUCCAAAUACUCAAGAAACCAUCAUAUCCAAUUUGGACACCUUGGAUCAAUACAAGUCUUGCAAUGGCUUUUAUCACUUGCGAUUGGUGUGGCCUGAAUUGGGAUAUUUCAACGAAUGGCGACAAAAGAGUAACUUCAUCGAUGCUGGUCCAGUUUUGGAUUACCAAGCCAUUGCUGUGAGGUACCCGAACUUCUUUAAGGGCCUCAUUCACGUCAACGGCAAUUCCAAGCCUGAUGGCCACCCUGACCAUACUUAUUUCAAGGGCGAUACCCGAAGUUCUGGCCAAUAUGCAGUGGGACGUUAUUCCAAUGAACCGUAUGGACGGAUUCCUGGACCUGUGGGCAACAGAGGAAGUGGAGACAUUCCUAUCUCCGUGGAUAAAAUCAUUCUUUAUGUGAAAAAGGAUUGUUGAAAGUGUUGCAAUUAUGGGUAUAUUGAAGUAAUUGAAAUCAAUGAAAUUUGAAAAAAGUGAACAAAAGUGGCAAAAAGGAAUUGGUCGAAUAAAUUGGCAUGUGGUGCACCAAAUUGUUGUUAA
Molecule: messenger RNA, 2948 nt
Organism: Tigriopus californicus
Lineage: Eukaryota; Metazoa; Arthropoda; Copepoda; Harpacticoida; Harpacticidae
Exons: 10
Coding region: 309-2825 (838 amino acids)
Molecular function (GO): protein binding
Source: RefSeq, a predicted model, not a curated record